This is a messenger RNA of Leishmania mexicana MHOM/GT/2001/U1103, 687 nucleotides long. RefSeq lists its product as hypothetical. The transcript has a single exon. The record is from RefSeq and is a predicted model, not a curated record. Lineage: Eukaryota; Euglenozoa; Kinetoplastea; Trypanosomatida; Trypanosomatidae. The coding region runs from base 1 to 687 and encodes 228 amino acids.
AUGCCAUUAAACAUUGUAAGCUCACCUCUUUCCUUCACUGUCGCCACGUGUGUGCUUCGUCAUUCUGCGUCUGUGUGCUCUGUACUCGUGGGCUCCUUUUUGUUUUCUCCCCCUUUUUUCUCCUACCCCCAAUCCAGCCCGCUCCUCUUCGAAUCCAACACACGCAAAGCUCAACAAGAGCAGCAAAAAAAAAGGAAGCCAGCAACGAAACGGUUGGAUCCACCAGUGCCGCCCCCUCCCCUCCUUUGCUCGUCGCCGUCCUCCUCUCUGGCUCGCAACCGCAUAUUGACGGACUCGUUUUCUUUUUUCCUUUUCCCCUUUGUGUGUGCGUGCGCGGACCGCGUACUCGACUUGCAAUCACCCGUUCCUUGCUCACCCCACACGGGGUGCACAGGUUAUCCACUUCUUUCCCCUUCUACCCGAAUUCACCCUCAUCCCAUCCACAUCUCCUUCCCCCUCCUCUCUUUUCCCACCUACCCAUUCAUCAAACCUUUUGCCCAUCUCUCUGUUUCCGUUUCCUUUACCUCCUUUUAUUUUGUUUCUUUUUUUUGCGGAUUUCCUCUUCCCCUCCUCGUCCUGCAGCAAAUUCACGCGUUUGACUCGCGUCUCCUCCGCGGCUGUUUAUCACCACCCCCUCCCUCCCUCAAAAAAAAGAUCUGCAGCGCCGCUCGUCGUUACGACUCAUAA